AUGGACGAUCACGUUUUGCAGUCGAGCGCAGAUGUCGCCUCGAAAGCGCUGGAACUACGAGCAGAUCUGAAGACCUGGGAAAAAGCCUUUGCAGCCACACAUGAGGGACGCAAAGCCGGUCGCGAAGAUAUCAAACAACACCCAGUUAUAGCCAGCAAAUAUAAGGAAUAUGGCCGGCUGAAGGCCCUGGAAUCGACCUUAAGCCGACGAGAAAACCGACAAGGUCCCGUUAAUUCACAAUCAAAGAAACGCGCUUAUGGCUCUCCAACCGGGCCAGAGACUUCACAAUCCAUCACUACACCCAGGAAGGCAGCCAAAGGAAUCUUCGCCACACCAACCAACAAUCGAAUCAGAAAUGUGCCUCAGGUGGAUGAAUUCGUGUCUCCGGCCACGUUUCGCAAGUUGUUCAGUCCAAGCACUCACCGGCAAGCAGCGCCAGUCAUGUCGCCUCUCAAAGCUGCAAUCGGACCGACGCCACAGCGUGACGGGAAAGCCUUGGGCUUGUUUGAUAUGCUGUCCGAGUCAGGAGGAAGCCGCACAACUCCGUCGUCAAAGAAGCAAAAGGAAGUUUUGGUGGCGGGCUUUCACACACCCUCGAAGGACAGACUGGGUAACAAGCUGGCAGGCGUGCCGGAAGAGAAUGAGGAAGAAGAGGUGGAGGAGGAGCACGCGCGCCUAUCUCGCACGCCAGCCUCUUCGACUAAGCAAUUCUACUUGGCCAACCUCUUUGCGACCCCUACGACCAUGCGCUAUGCGGCUAUGGUUGAAGCCGACGAUGGACUGCCGGGCGAUGGAAAGGUGCCACUGAUGAGCCAAGGUGGUCCCCUACCCGAACCGAACGCAUCAGAGACGCCCUCCUUCCUACGACGAAUGAACUUUAACAGGGUUGCCCCUCCUAGCGCUAACCCCGAGACCAUGGCCCUUAGUCCAAUAGCAGUACGAAAACCUUUGAAAUUCGCUGGCAAGGGGCUCUCACAUCUAGUCCAGGGCCUGCGAGAAAUGGAGGAAGACCGCGAGGAUGACGAGUGGGACAUGCUUCGUGAAAUUGAGGCGGAGCAAGAGGCGGCGAGCUUCCAGGUUGCACAAAGUCAGCCAGUACUGCAAGAAGGUCGGCCAUACAAGAAGAAGGGUCAAAAGCGGACGACUCGCAGGGUGAUCAUGAGACCAGUUGUGACUCGGGCGAAGAAGUCAAACUCCGCGCCGAUGACGACCAAGGAGGACUCGGGAAGUGAAGAAGAAGAAGAGGAUGGCGAGCAGGAAGAAGUUACAGUGCUGGAGACGCAACUUCCGACCGGCUCGGAAGUGAUCAACGACGCUCUGGACAGCGACUACGAGGAAGUGGCGUCUCUGCACACCAUCUCUGGUUCUGAUCGAGGGCGAGCGGUCUCGGAGGAUCCCGGUUCUGAUUCCGAUGAUGAUCCAGAUUUUGGAGAAUCCUCUUCAACCCGACCAAAGAGUUUCUCCGAGCGGCUUAAAGAAGCUGUUUCAAUGGCGGAGCCCACGCUGAAGGAAGUGGCGGCUAAAGCUCCCCCGACCCAGCAGAAAGAAGAGAAGACAUCCAAGCCUCGCAUGAUCAAGGCAAAUGCUCAAGUGCACACCAACUACCGGAGCCUGAAGAUUCACCACCGUGGCGGUACUCAAGGUCGUGGCCGAUUCCGCAGAAGGUAG
Molecule: messenger RNA, 1668 nt
Organism: Penicillium diatomitis
Lineage: Eukaryota; Fungi; Ascomycota; Eurotiomycetes; Eurotiales; Aspergillaceae
Gene: sld2
Product: protein sld2
Exons: 2
Coding region: 1-1668 (555 amino acids)
Biological process (GO): mitotic DNA replication preinitiation complex assembly; DNA replication; DNA replication initiation
Cellular component (GO): DNA replication preinitiation complex
Molecular function (GO): DNA replication origin binding; single-stranded DNA binding
Source: RefSeq, a predicted model, not a curated record